Molecule: messenger RNA, 510 nt
Organism: Diceros bicornis minor
Lineage: Eukaryota; Metazoa; Chordata; Mammalia; Perissodactyla; Rhinocerotidae
Exons: 1
Coding region: 1-510 (169 amino acids)
Source: RefSeq, a predicted model, not a curated record
AUGAAGGGUGUCAGGAGGGAAGCCCCUUCUGCGGAGCUGGGAUUGCCGGGGGACAAUAAGCAGCUGCGAGGACCCUCGGAGGAUGAGGAGCCGCCUCCUCAGGGAAUACCGGGAGGUGGAGGACACGGCCCCGCCCCCUCAGGGGAUGGGCGCGAGCGGCAGUUGGGAUGGUGGCAGGAGGACACCGGUGGUCCAACCCUUGCUAUUCUCUCGAGAACCCGGCCUCCCAACCACGGCCAAGCUCCAGCCCCAGCGGCUCCUACCUUCUCCCGGCGCUCCGGGCUCUGUUCCCCGCCGCCUCCGCCACCCGCUCCCAUCCACAGCCCCCUGAAGCCCCGCCCCCAACCGCCAGGCGGGGGCACUGGCAUUCACCAGGGCCAAUCGCCGCCUCGCCUUUCUAGCCCCGGCACCAAUCCGCGCCGGCUGGGGGAGGGGCUUCUCCAGUGUCAUUUAGGCUCCUCCCGGGGCCCCAGGAUCCCUUUUGUUUGGGGAGAGCCAAGCUGGGAUUGA